AGCGGCCUUCCUCCUGAUCUACCAGCUGCAGCUCUGCACAAGCUUUAUUCGGCCGGUCUGCCAUGCAAGCCGUUGGUGCCUCGCUCCCUUCCAUCGCCGUUGGCUGAGAUUGGAAGAGGCUCGACAACAGAUCCCGCAGCUGGAGUCGACAAUGGCAAGCGGCUCUCAUGCGGAUGAGGCACCGAUUGCGUCGCCCGUUGAACCCCAAUACAGCCCGACCAAGGAGGCGCCCACCGGCUCGACCGCCGUCAGUGCUUCUGCUGGUGUGUUGGGCCUGACAGACGAGCAGCAGGAUGCUCUCCGCGGCUGGGUGGACGGCAGGCAGCUGCGGCUGCUCUACAGGUGUGUGGGUACAAACCCGUGGUAUAUAUACAUGAUGAAUGAGCGUGUGGUCGUUCUGUCGAUCCUGUCUGUCAUUGCAAUCAGGGCGAGUUGCGAUGGCUCCCGCUAUGAAGAUCUGCUCCGCUGUGUGCGCGACGCAGGGCCGCUGGUGUUUGUCAUCCGCAAGGACGAUUACGUGUUCGGGGGCUACAUGGGUGACGGCCUCAAGCUCCCUGAGGAUCCACGAGGAUUCGACUCAUACAGCUCUGAUCUGUGGCAUUUCUCGCUGGCCGGGCACUUCGAUGGGCCGACCAAGAUCAAGCUGCUCCACACGUGGGAGAAGCGUGUGACGGUGGCCGGGCCGGAGGGCAACCCGCCUCUGAAGUGCGGCGGAAACGUACGCCUCUGCAUUGCUCGGCUGUUUCUCGGCACUCUAAGUCUGGCCGGUGGCGCUAAUGGCUCUCCUGGUGAUGAUGUGCUCAGCUGCCGCCACUGGGUGGACAACCGUGAUGUGCCUGCGGGGUAUCGCGGGUCGAGAGCUGAGCAUGGCGGCGCUGAUAACGAUGGAGCGGCGUAUUUCGGAGGCAAAUGGCGCUUUCAGGCCGACGACGUGCAUGUGCUGAGCCUCUCGCAAUAGCCGGCGGCUCCGGCAGGGCCGUUGUACAAGUGCCGUGAGCAUGGCGCUGUGUGUCUUGAGCAUGGCAUACAGUGUCUGUAUGCUCCGUGUGCUUCGCGCGUUCCAUCUGUGCGUCUCUGUUCGUCGCGGUGUGUGUUUCGACUGGCUGUCUUCUGCGUGUUUGGACUGACCAUUUUUUGCUUGCUUCUUCGCUAUUGCCUUCCGUUUCGGUGUGUGUCUUUCGCUUCCGUUUGCAGCCGCUUUGUUGUGAUCAUUGAUCUGUGAGGACUAGACGAACUUUGUCGCCCGUUAAUGCAUGUACGUUUCACUAAAA
This is a messenger RNA of Vitrella brassicaformis, 1271 nucleotides long. Lineage: Eukaryota; Vitrellaceae. The record is from the annotation of a GenBank genome assembly.